Messenger RNA from Protobothrops mucrosquamatus (brown spotted pit viper), 2388 nucleotides. It is a transcript of the gene HIF3A, whose product is annotated as hypoxia inducible factor 3 subunit alpha. NCBI's taxonomy places the organism in Eukaryota, Metazoa, Chordata, Lepidosauria, Squamata, Viperidae. The transcript has 14 exons. Gene Ontology annotation, biological process: regulation of transcription by RNA polymerase II; cellular response to hypoxia. The coding region runs from base 1 to 2283 and encodes 760 amino acids. The record is from RefSeq and is a predicted model, not a curated record. Gene Ontology annotation, molecular function: RNA polymerase II transcription regulatory region sequence-specific DNA binding; DNA-binding transcription factor activity, RNA polymerase II-specific; protein dimerization activity.
AUGCCUCGUUGCGUGCAGAACAUGUCCCCGGAAAAGUUAGGGUCCUCAUCCGCCACCAUAGGGCACCCGAACACUGGGGAGAAGGGGUCCACCACCGAAAUCCGGAAGGAGAAGUCCCGAGACGCAGCGCGAUGCCGACGCAGCAAGGAGACGGAGGUGUUCUACCAGCUGGCCCACACCCUGCCCUUCGCUCGGGGGGUGAGUGCCCACCUGGACAAGGCCUCCAUCAUGCGGCUGACCAUCAGCUACCUAAGGAUGCAUAAGCUGCUGAAUUCUGGAGAAUGGCGAGAUCAAGUCAAAGCGGAGGAGCAGGUGGACUCUUACUACCUGAAGGCCUUGGAUGGCUUCCUGAUGGUCCUGACUGAGGAAGGGGACAUGAUCUACCUCUCGGAGAAUGUCAACAAGCACCUGGGCCUCAGCCAGUUGGAGCUGAUUGGCCACAGCGUGUUUGAUUUCAUCCACCCCUGUGAUCAGGAGGAGCUGCAGGAUGUGCUGAGCCCCAGGCAGGGUUUCUCCAAGAAGGGGGAAGUGAAGACGGAGCGCAAUUUCUCCUUGCGCAUGAAGAGCACUCUCACCACCAGGGGGCGCACCGUCAACCUCAAGUCGGCCACCUGGAAAGUGCUGCACUGCUCUGGGCACAUGCGCUGUUAUGCGCCUUCCAAGCCGGCCGCGGGGAAAGAAGGGGAAGGCGGCUUUACGGAGCCCCCGUUGCGCUGCCUGGUGCUCAUCUGCGAGGCGAUCCUGCACCCCGCCAACAUUGAGACCCCCCUGGACAGCGGCACCUUCCUCAGCCGUCACACCAUGGAUAUGAAGUUUACCUACUGCGACGACAGGAUUGUCGAGAUGGCUGGUUACACCUCCGAAAGCUUGCUCGGCUGCUCCCUCUACGAGUACAUCCACGCCUUGGAUUCGGAUUCCGUCAGCAAGAGCAUCAACACCCUGCUAAGCAAGGGCCAAGCCGUGACCGGGCAGUACCGCUUCCUAGCCAGGAAUGGUGGCUACAUCUGGAUCCAGACCGAGGCCACCGUCAUCUCCAGCAGCAAGAACUCCCAACCCGAGAGCAUUGUUUGCAUGCAUUUCGUCUUGAGUCAGGUGGAAGAGAAUGGCCUGGUGCUGUCCCUGGAGCAAACGGACCGCCAAGGGGAGCAUCGCCGGCUGCCCCCGCCCUGCCUCGAAGGGCUGGACUCCGAGAGCGCCUUGGAUGAGAUGGACCCCAACGGAGGAGACACCAUCAUCAACCUCAGCUUUGAGCUUCGUGGUCCCAAAAUCCUGGCCUUCCUGCGCCCAGCCAACAUCAGCGAGGAGGAAUUGCAGCUGGAUCCCAAACGCUUCUGCAGCCCGGAUCUCCAGAAAUUGCUGGGGCCCAUCUUUGACCCGCCUGGGACUCAGAACUCAGCAGGGGGGGCCGUGCGGGCAAAACUCCCUGCCCCGAUUGCCAAGCUGGCUCCAGUGGUUAAGAAGGCGUCUGGAAACCACGAUUCUGCCUGGCUCCCAUUUCCACUGGGAACUCUCUGCUCCCCCUUGCAGGAUUACGAAGGCCUCGACCUGGAGAUGCUGGCUCCGUACAUCUCGAUGGACGACGAUUUCCAGCUCAGCAGCACCGACCACCCGCCCUGGCUGGCCGAGAAGCGAAGAGAUCCGGCGGGGGCAGGAGCCCGGCCUGUUUCCCCCCCUCCCAGGCCUCGGUCUCGAAGUUUCCACGGCGUCUCUCCGCGCCCACCAGAAGCCCCCACCCUUCCCCGCUGGGGCAGCGACAGCAGUUUGAGCCAAGGCCGUCCUGUCGAGACACCUCUGGCCAACUCGCCCUGCGGAGAAGGCCAGAUGGUGGAGAUGGUGGCGUCGGUCAAGAUCCAGUCUGUGCAGGACGGGGCCGGUCUGAAUGGCCACAGGUCCCCCUUGGGCGGGAAAAAGAGGGCUCGGGAGAUUAGCCUGGAUGAAGAGAGGGAUCUCUUCCUGGAAACCAGUCCCCCCAAGCGUGCCCAUAACCACGAGGCUGAGGGAUUCCUGAUGCCCUCGCUUAGCCUGGGCUUUCUGCUCAGUGUGGAAGAGUGUCUGGAUGCCCGGUCCGAGCGGGGCUGCGGGGGCACUGUAGCCCUGGGCAAGAAGCUGCUGGCCCUGGAGGAACCCAUGGGCCUCUUAGGAGACAUGCUGCCCUUCGUGGUGGACGGACCAGCGCUCUCCCAGCUGGCCCUGUACGAUGGCGAGGAGGAGGUGUCCGGGCGUGGUGGAGAGCACUUCCAGCUGGGGGAGGAACUCCUGGUGGAGCUGGACCAGGCCACCUGAAGUGGCGCCCUUGACCACCACCCCCUCCACACCUUCAUCCCACACUCCUGCUCUGCAGAUGGGACACCCGGAACCAAAUCCAACCAAAUGCCCUCGGGGAGGGGU